AUGUUGCCAUAUACGAAGAACAUAACUAUAUUAAAUUUUAGUCUAUGUCAAACACGUUGUGAGGACGUCAUGCCAUUCGAACGCUACGUGGAACCAGGGCGCGUUGCCCUGGUGGCUGAUGGGCCCCUGAAGGGAAAACUCGUGAGCGUGGUUGAUGUCAUUGACCAAACACGAGCACUCGUCGAUGGACCCGGUAGCGGAGUAUCGCGACAGCAAAUACGCCUAAACCAGCUUCAUCUUACAAAAUUCCGCCUGAAGUAUCCCUUCACUGCCCCCACACGUGUUGUCAGGAAGGCCUGGUCAGACGCCAAGCUUAACGAGAAAUGGGCUGAAAGUCAGUGGGCGAAGAAUUUGGCAAAUAAAGAGAAGCGUGCUCAAAUGACCGACUACGACAGAUUUAAGUUGAGCUCCGCCCGCGUUAAGAGAAACCGUGCAAGAACAGCAGUCUUCAAGAGCUUGAAAGUGAAAGCAGCGCGAAGCGGUGCCUUCGGCAAGAAAAAGGUUCCCAAGACUCCAGCCAAGAAGAUCCGCACGAAAAAGGCGCCUUCUGCUAAACCAGCAAAGAAGUAA
This is a messenger RNA of Danaus chrysippus (African queen), 570 nucleotides long. Lineage: Eukaryota; Metazoa; Arthropoda; Insecta; Lepidoptera; Nymphalidae. The record is from the annotation of a GenBank genome assembly.